Schistosoma bovis is the source of this 3588-nucleotide messenger RNA. Lineage: Eukaryota; Metazoa; Platyhelminthes; Trematoda; Strigeidida; Schistosomatidae. The record is from the annotation of a GenBank genome assembly.
UUUAUCGGUAUGAUCUUUUUUAAAGAGAAGAUUUGAUUUUGCUUUUUUUACAUUAUACAUUGUGUAUUUUUGUUUAUUCAAUGAUAAUCAUUUUUAACAUAUCCUAGAGUAAAUACCAAUUAAAAUCGAAAGGGAUUAAAAUACCAUUGUUCAUUGUUAAUCAAAUGAUUACUAAUGAUCUGUUUGGAAAUGAAUUUUCUAAUGUCUUGAUGAGAUAAUUAAACUUUUGGAAUCAAGAUGACAAUCAAGUUGAUAAUUCAAUGAGUCUGGACAAGUUUCCUGAUUUGGAAUCUGAAGAAGCGUAUCUCAAUAGUCGUUUAAAAGAAUUAGAAAAUGAAAUGAAAUCUGAACUAGAACAUUUGAAACAAAUUCAACAAAUUAAAAGUGACUCCUUUACAGCUAAUUCAAAUUAUCAACUACAUUGUUGGCGAUCUUUGUUGAAUAUUGAACAAAUAAACCUAACCGCAAGAUAUUUUAAUGAUGAAUAUAAAGUAAGACCUCAGUCUGCUGUUGAGCGACGUUCAAAUUCCGGAAAACUUUGUGAUAGAACUAAGUUACUUGAAAAAAAUCUCGGCUAUUAUUUUGGUUUACCUGAUGGGGCGAGAACAAGCUGUUGGGGAGAUGACAGUUGUUUACAGAAAAAAACUGAGACAGUUGUCACUAAUACAGAAAACUAUUCAAGGUGUAAAGUCGAAGAAGUUGGCAGACUAUCGGUUGUUGAAGUUUCUGCCAAUGCUGCCAACUUCACUGUCCCAACUAAACCGACCAAAGAUGAUAAGGCUUCUCGUCCUGGUACCUCAAUUUCUUUGAAACUCCAGCUAGCCUAUGGUGUUGGUGAGACAUGUCACUCCCCGUCUUUGGAGUUAAGCGACUUAAAACAGUUGGGUAUGGAGUCUGUGACUAAUCAAUGUCCUGCUGUGGCGAUUGGUUCGUCUACAUUUCAAAAUGUUUGUGAUGAAGUUGAUAGGUCAGUUGUAGAAGUAUCUAAUAUUACUGGCAAUCACUAUGUUAAAACUGAGCAAACUGGUGAGAAAGCAGUUUGUUUUCUUGAUCCUUUGGCUGCAGCAGCAAUAGCGUUGUCUGAUGACAAUGAUUCAACCUAUGAAUUCACAUCUAUGACAUCUUGUGCUGCUCAAACAUUGCAUGAAAAUGUGAGAAAUGAUGUCAUUUCAAUACCGGAGAUUUCUUUAUCUGGAUCAGAAAACUGCAACAGCAACUUUUUGAGGUUGAACAAGUCUUUACAGAUUGAACAAAGUGAAGAAUCAACUCAAACAACUAAUCUAAUGGAAUAUAUUCAUAAACAAAUUAUUCAUUUAACAUCACGUAAUACCAAUCUUAAAACACAACCAUCUAUUGUUACGAAUGAAUUAAGCUGUCAAGCAGUCUGUCUCAACUUUUUCAAUGUUAAAUUUGGAAUAACAAAUUUCAGUAGUAUUUCAACAUACUUCACUUUUUUAAAGUUUCUAAUAAUAAAUGAAUGUGAUCUGAAAUCAAAUGAUCUUAAAGGUAUAACUCAACUAAAUAAUCUGGAAUUUUUAGAUGCAAGUAAAAAUAAUCUUAAUGGUAUGAAUCUAAAUGAAAUGAAUUUAUCCAAAUUAACUAUAUUGAAAUUAGCUCAUAAUAAAAUGACAAGACUUUCAGAUAUAAUGGGAUACUUUCCUAAUCUUUUAAUGUUAGAUAUUUCAUCGAAUUAUAUUACAAAUUUGGAUAUACAAAAGUUGGUCAUUUCAUUUCCUAAACUUUAUCAACUUACGGCAACAAGUAAUCUUAUCACAAAUAUACAAAUAAAACCUUCAAAUACAAAAUGGACUAAUGAAAAUCUUAAUUUGUUAGAUUUAUCCGACAAUGAAUUAACUGUUAUUGAUGAAGACUUAACAUCUCUGUUAAAUAUCACUAGGUUACAAUUAUCUUCAAAUACUUUAAAUAAGCCAUUUCAAACUGGAUUUUAUGGCGCUACAUUACAAGAACUGGUCUUAGAUCAUAACAAUUUAACCUCAAUAAACUGGUUAAGUGAAAGUUGGUUACCAAAUCUCAUUUAUUUGAAUGUAAGCAAUAACAGGAUAAUUGAUUUACCUAUGCUGCCGUUUCCAUUAUUACAAAAGCUUAUAAUCAGUCAUAAUUUGAUAAAUGAAAUUGAGUCUGUCUUCAGAGGAACAAAGGUUUUACCACGUAAUUGUAUGCUAGAUAUCCGAUGUAAUCCUUGUACACUGCGUUUGAAUUUUAUGGAAACUAUCAAAGAAAAGUUUCCAAACACAAUAAGCACUUCUAAUCAAGAUAGUGUUUUGACAAGGACAAUAUUUCAAAAUCAUGAAUUCCAAGCUACUGUUUUCAGUGAAAGUAUUUGUCAGUGUUCACAAUGUAUUCGUUUGAGAAUGUCAUGUGAGCAAUACUACAAAGAAUAUCAAAAAUGCGCAAACUGUCUGGACUUAACAUUUAAACGUAUCAACGAUGCAAUUAGGAAUCAUGAAUUACUGUGUCUUGAUAAGCCAAUUUCAAAUAGUCAUGUAUUAUGUCACUUAAAUUCGAACAAUAAUCUUCACUUGAAAAAUCAGCUUGUUCAUUUUAAUAAUCAAAAUAUUAUACUCAAUAUUUUUUCAAAAGAAAACCAAUGCUCACUAAUAUAUCACUAUAUAGAUCUGAUUGAAGAGAUAACCAUAUUGAAGAGAAAACAGAUUGAUUUAUUGAAGUUGUUUUGUCAUGAAAUGAAUAAUACAGGGUCAAUGAAUGAUACGAAAAAUGAUUUUCAGUAUAAAGUUCCUAUCAAAGAAAUUAUCCAGCAUUUUGUAAUGUAUAAGAGUUCUUCAAUUUAAAAUAAUUGAAGCCAUGUCAUACGCUGUGUAAUUGUAAAUUUGAGUCAGGCUAAAAUUUACAUGUAUGGAAUUGAUAACAAUAUCUGUUACGUCAUUAAACAUAAACUUUCUAUUUCUUUACCGUUAAACAUAAUAUUUUACGAAGAUUUUUCUUUUAAUGUACAGUUUCGUUGUUAUGUGAUUUUCAAAUUGUUUUAAAAACGUAUGACGGACAACAAAAAUAAAAAAAUACUUUCUACAUGGAAGCAUGAAUAGUUCUGAAAUUUCUUUCUUUUAACACAUACUAUUGAUUUCUAAUCAGUAACAUAAUGGAAAGCAAAUAAAAAAGAAAAGUUGGGGAGAAAAUUUCCGUAUUUAAGAUAAAACUCGAUACAUAGUAAAAAAAAUACUGCUUUAGAGUAUUUUAUUCAUAAAUAAACUUCAUCAAAAAUGAUUUAUUUUUAUGGAUUUUGCCUGUGGAGUCUCAUAAAGGAUAACAAUGACUAAAGUUUGAGCACUUUAUACCAAGCAUUAUACAUUAGGCGGAUUAAAGUAAUCAAUAGUAAAUCUUAAGUGACAACUCAUUUCCAAUGCAUAGAGAAAUUUCUAACUGCCUCUCUAGCCAAGAAUUCUCUGUGUACAUUAUGCAUCAUUUCAAUGAGGGGAUAUAUUAUUAUUGGAAACUUAUCUCUCUGAUGAUUUUAAGUAAUAUGCUAAGACCAAAGCCAUCCUAUUUUGAAUGUAAAUUUCUGUAACAUAAUCCUGUUAGCUUGAAUCCAAAAACGUACUUAGUGUAGUA